AUAUUUUUUACAAUGGAAUACUGUAUAAUGAGUCUGAAAGUAGCCAUCAAAUUGAAAGCACAAGUAUUUAACAGACAAUUGGAUGAACCCAUGGAUUGUAUGGAAUAUUUCAUUACGUGUGAAAUACUUCGGGAAGUGUUAGAAUGUGUCCGAUAUUUGCAUGAAUUGAAACCACCGGUCAUUCAUCGCGACAUCAAACCCGACAACCUAUUGAUUGCUAAUAAUAUAAUACACGGACGGUUCAUAAAAUUAGGUGAUUUAGGAUUAAUUACAGUUCACAAAAUGGUAUCAAAGACACAAGAGAUAACUGUAAAAGAAACUAAAUGUGAAAUUAGUAAUAAUGAUGGAAUGGUAUCACAAAGUCAUACUAUUGGUGUGGGAACUCCUAAAUAUAUGGCACCCGAAGUCUAUUCAGAAAAUUAUAAUACAAAAUCAGAUGUCUAUAGUAUUGGUGUUAUGAUUGAAGAUUUAUUUGAAAUCGAUGUCUAUAAUUCACGUACUAAAUAUAUAUCACACGAAUGGAAUGAUAAAUAUUGUAAACUAUUGGAUAUAGCCAUACAAAUGAUGGAAACAUUAUCCGAUGAUAGACCUACAUGUGCCAACAUUAUUGAACAAUACACUGAUUGGGCUAUUAAUGGUGCAGUUGUUACUACAGAUACAAAGUUUAAACAAAAACUGGAAAAAUUAAGACUUAAUGAAUGGAAUAUCAGAUUAUAUGAUGUAUUUAAUGAACCAAAUUAUUGGCCAUUUUUUCAUACAUUUAUUAGAUAUAAAACACAGAAUUUAGUUAAAAAUUACAUAAAUAUUAAUCGAAAUAAUAUUGAUAAUAAUAAUUUAAAUGAUUGGUUUACAAUAAUUGAAAAGUUUUAUGUAUUUGACGAUCAAAUGGGUAUUAAUAUGUUGUUUGUUACACACGACGAUCGGGUCUAUGGAUUGGGUGCUAAUGCUUACGGAUCACUGGGUUUGGGACACAACCAGUAUGUGAGUCAACCACAAGAAAUUGAAGACCUGAGAGAUAAAAAGAUUAUAAAUAUUAUAAACGGAUAUUCAUUUGUAAUUUUUCAAAGUAGCGAUAAUUAUUUAUUUAUUUGUGGACAAACUGAAAAUAAUGUAUUUUCUCGACCAAUGAAAUGUAAAAUCAAUGAAAACAAUAAUUUUAUAUAUGAUGCGAGUUGUGGUUCAGACCACAUACUUGUGUUGACCCAUAAUAAUGAAGUGUAUGGUUGGGGUAACAAUCAAUUCGGACAAAUCGGUAGCCGAGACACUACUUGCGAAUUCAUAAAUAUAUUUGAAAAAACUGAAUUCAAUAAUAAAUAUUUUAUUUAUUCCAUCUAUUGCUCUGAUAUGUCAUCGUUUGCAUUGACAAGUGAUGGCCAAGUGUUUAGUUGGGGUCACAAUCGUAGGAAUAAAUUGGGUCUCAAUACUAACGAUAUGUGUAUAUGUCGACCAAAAUUAAUAUGUAAUUUAACUGGUAUUACAUCUAUACAAUCUGGUCGUGUAAAUACGUAUUUUAGUAAUGAAAAUGAUAAUAUUGUAUACUAUUGUGGCGAAUAUUUUAAUGAAAAUAAUGAAAUUCAAAUACAAGAAACACCAAAAUUUCUAGGAAAUUAUAAUGAAUUUAUUAAUAUUCAAUCAAUUAUAUCUCAUAAAUGGAAUUCGAUAAUUGUUUUAUGUUCAUUAAAUGAUAAGGCCAUCAAAUUGAAAGCACAAGUAUUUAACAGACAAUUGGGUGAACCCAUGGAUUGUAUGGAAUAUUACAUAACGUGUGAAAUACUGAGAGAAGUGUUAGAAUGUGUCCGAUAUUUGCAUGAAUUGAAUCCACCGGUCAUUCAUCGCGACCUCAAACCCGACAACAUAUUGAUAGCCAAUGAUAUCAGAAGCGGACAGUUCAUAAAAAUAGGUGAUUUAGGAUUAAUAAGAAAAAUAAUAUCAAAUGUGAGAAAUGAAACACAAAUAUCAAAACAAAUGAUGACAUCAAUGGAUGAAUGGAUUCAAAUGAUUGAUAAGUUUUAUGUAUUUGACGACUCAUUGGGUAUUAAUAUGUUAUUUGUCACACACGACGAUCGGGUCUAUGGAUUGGGUGCUAAUGCUUACGGAUCGCUGGGUUUCGGACACAACCAGUAUGUGAGUCAACCACAAGAGAUCAAAGAAAUGAGUCAUAAAAAGAUAAUUAAUUUUCUAAACGGCUAUGAAUUUGUAAUAUUUCAAAGUAGUGAUAGUAAUAAUUGUUUGUAUAGUUGUGGACAGUUAGGUAUCGGUAAUUCAAUCAAACAGAAAUUUUGUCGACCAAUAAAAAUACAAAUUACUGAAAACAAUCAUUUAAUAUCAGAUGUGAACUGUGGUUCAUAUCAUACGUUAGUGUUGACCCAAAAUAAUGAAUUGUAUGGUUGGGGUAGCAAUCGAUUCGGACAAAUCGGUAGCCGAGACACUGCUUGCGAUGAAAUCACUGAACCGGAAAAAAUUGAAUUAAAUGAUUCAAUGUAUUGUUUAAAAUCUGUUUACUGUUAUGACUAUUCAUCGUUUGUAUUGACAACCGAUGGACAAGUGUUUAGUUGGGUCAGAAUCGUAGCAAUAAAUUGGGUCACAAUGAAAAUGCUCUAUCAAUAUGUAAACCUAAAUUAA
Molecule: messenger RNA, 2622 nt
Organism: Oppia nitens
Lineage: Eukaryota; Metazoa; Arthropoda; Arachnida; Sarcoptiformes; Oppiidae
Exons: 4
Coding region: 13-2622 (869 amino acids)
Biological process (GO): protein phosphorylation
Molecular function (GO): ATP binding; protein kinase activity
Source: RefSeq, a predicted model, not a curated record